Molecule: messenger RNA, 645 nt
Organism: Ctenopharyngodon idella (grass carp)
Lineage: Eukaryota; Metazoa; Chordata; Actinopteri; Cypriniformes; Xenocyprididae
Gene: ms4a17c.1
Product: membrane-spanning 4-domains, subfamily A, member 17C.1
Exons: 7
Coding region: 1-645 (214 amino acids)
Cellular component (GO): membrane
Source: RefSeq, a predicted model, not a curated record
AUGCCGCUCCUGGACCACCAAGGUGGACAUCGUCUGGCUGAGGGACUGUGCCAUGACUUUCAUCUCCCGGAAGGCGAGCAAUCAGACAUCCACAUCGACAACUCAUUUCAGACUGUGCAAAUAAUGAUUGGAGUGGUGGUUUUCUUAUUUGGCAUCAUACGCAGCAUCAAUAACAUUAGCAAUUACCGAGAUAUUUCUGUCAUUAGUGGCAUAACCUACUGGGGAUCCCUUGUUUACAUCACUGCUGGAUCUCUGUCUGUUGCUGCGCAGAAUAAACUUCACCUGUGUGUGGUAAAAGCCUCUCUUGUAAUGAAUGUGUUCAGUGCCAUGACUGCAGCGACCGCCAUUGUUCUGAUGUCCAUAGAGUUAAAACUCAUUUCCAGAGAACGUUGCCACCCUUACAGUUUUGAUAUUGAUUGUUUCUAUUUUAAGGUACGAAAUGUACAAAACUAUAUCAAUGUGAUUUAUAUGUUGUUGGGGUUUUUUUUGAAAUAUAGUCUGGGUAUCACUGGAAUAUUGCUGGUGUUCUCCAUCCUUCAGUUCAUCAUCUCCAUCUGUAUCUCAGGAUUUGCCUGCAAAGCCACACACAACGCCGACUCUACAGUGGUCAAUGUGACACUAAACCAGCCUUUUCCCUACUGCUAG